AGUGUUAUCAAUCAGUCACAUUUGAGAUUUCUCUUAAGAGUCAAUAAACAAUGAAAUUUAUUAUAAUUUUGUACAUUUUUGCAAUUAUUUUGGUCUGCAAUGCUGGUAUUUUGCAAAGGAACACUAGAAGUGAGGAUGUAGAAAGUGAAGUUAAUAAUGCUACUGAACACAAUCAAGUCAAUGAUGCUGAAACAACUACCCGUAAAGCAGGAGAACAAGCUAUAAUUGACGUAAAGUGUCCACCAGGAAGAAUUUAUGUUGCAAAAACAUGCAGAAAAGCUGAAAAAGUGAAGAGUUUCUUCUAGAUUUCUCCCAAAAGCUCUAAAAUAAAAAUAAGUUGCGAUUGUGAUAAGAAUGAACAU
Chironomus riparius is the source of this 362-nucleotide messenger RNA. The record is from the annotation of a GenBank genome assembly. NCBI's taxonomy places the organism in Eukaryota, Metazoa, Arthropoda, Insecta, Diptera, Chironomidae.